AUGGCGGCCCCUACCGAGCAGAAGCUGCCCACCGAUCCCAAGUACGAUCACUACGACUUCCCGACCAUCGCAGCGGAGCCGCAAGAUGGUCACCCUGGCCACACGACCCCCGAACAGGAUGCGAAGGUACAUCAGCUGCGGACCAUGCUCGAGCAGCAAGGUUUCACAGAGCGCUUGGACACUCUGACCCUGUUGCGAUUCUUGCGCGCCCGCAAGUUUGACGUUGAACUGGCCAAGGCCAUGUUCAUCAACUGUGAGGAGUGGCGCAAGAAGUUUGGCACGGACGACCUGCCUCGCACCUUUGAAUACCCCGAAAAGCCCGAGGUCUUCAAGUUCUACCCCCAGUACUAUCACAAGACCGACAAGGAUGGCCGUCCCGUGUACAUUGAGAAGCUCGGCAAGAUCGACCUGAAUGCGAUGUAUAAGAUCACCACUGCCGAGCGUAUGCUGCAGAACCUGGUCUGCGAGUAUGAGAAGGUGGCCGACCCUCGCCUCCCCGCCUGCUCUCGCAAGGCCGGCAAGCUGCUCGAGACCUGCUGCACCAUCAUGGACCUCAAGGGGGUCGGUGUCACCAGCAUUCCCUCUGUCUACGGCUACGUGCGCCAGGCCUCGGAGUUUUCUCAAAACUACUACCCCGAGCGUCUCGGCAAGUUAUACCUGAUCAAUGCCCCUUGGGGCUUCAGCAGUGCUUUCUCCGCGGUCAAGGGUUUCUUGGACCCCAUCACGGUGAAGAAGAUUCACGUUCUCGGCUCCGGUUACAAGAAGGAGCUUCUGGCUCAGAUUCCCGCCGAGAAUCUCCCCGUCGAGUUCGGCGGUACUUGCCAAUGCUCCGGUGGCUGUGAGUUCUCCGACAUGGGCCCUUGGCAGGAAUCCGAAUGGGCUCGCACACCUGCGUGGGCCCAGCCUGCAACAGAGAAGGCGGGUGCCGAGGCCGUGAUCCAAAAUGAGGACCCCGGUUACGUGAAGAAGGAUGUCGAGGGUCAGGAGGGGGUUCAGACUAGUGCAUAG
Molecule: messenger RNA, 1008 nt
Organism: Penicillium oxalicum
Lineage: Eukaryota; Fungi; Ascomycota; Eurotiomycetes; Eurotiales; Aspergillaceae
Product: SEC14 family lipid-binding protein
Exons: 3
Coding region: 1-1008 (335 amino acids)
Source: RefSeq, a predicted model, not a curated record